AUGGGUUCUCAGGGGUUUUCUUUCCCACCCCCUCCCCCGCCGCCACCACCUACCCAACAACCAACCGCUUAUCCUCCAACUCAACAUGGACACAAUUGGGGUGGACGAGGUGGAGCUCAAAGAGGACGUGGAAGAGGUCAGGGUCAUCGAGGCAGAGGUGGCCAUGCUGAGGGGGGUCGGACACCAUCCUAUCCCGCGCCCGGAGGCUUCAAUUACGCCCAAACGAAUUAUGCCGGCUACCCCAGUCAACCUGUUCAUGCAGCGCCUUAUAUGCCGCCGGCGCCAUACCCCCACGGACAAUCGCAAGGUUACCAGAACCCUCAGGGGGCAUCAACAUUCCCCAAUGCCCCAUUCCCGCAGCCGGUGGCUGCGACGAGCUACCAACAUCUACCCUACAAUGCGCCCGCCAAUCAAGCUGCGCCCUAUCACUCGACUCCGCCGUACAUGCAGGGACUACCGACUCCGCACCAUAGCCAUCAAUCCAACAGCCAAGCAAUGAUGGGCGCCAUGCCAUGGGGGAGUGAUAUGCACGGGCAAUACAUGGGAGCUCAGCCAGGGCAGGCACGAGGGCCUCGACCCCACGCGCAUGGAAACUACGGCUCAAAGCCCAAACCGAACCAGAAGCGAGAUCAUGCCUCCGCUUUCACCAAGCCUCAGUCUACUGUUCCUCGACCAGCUGCUGCCCCAGCCGUGCCCAGCUUUGGGAACCCUCUACCUUCGAAACCCCCACCCGCUGCAGAUGCCACAGGCAAUCGCAAGACGAAGAAAAGGAAGAGGAAGCACAACCAGCUGGGAUUGACUCCGAACGCUGACGAUCACGAGUCCAGCGAGGAGGACGAAGCGGAGGGCGCUGAUGAAGAAAGCAAGCUCGCGCAAAACGGAUCCAAUGCCGAAGCACUCCAGGUCUCCUACAAGGGCAAGACCUCUACCUUAAAAACGCCAUCCGAAAUUGCCGCCUGGAUUGCAGAGCGAAAGAAGAACUAUCCCACUCAGGCUCGAGUCGCAGAAAAAAAGAAAGCCGCCGAGGAGGCAAAGGCCUCUCGGGAAGCUGCUCGUCAGAAGACACAGGAGCAGCAGCAGGCUCAGUGGAAGGAGGGCCGCAAACAGAGCGAGAAAACACCAAACGCUCCAUCAGACUCUGGGGCAGAUCCGGAUACAAAGCGUAGGGAAGAAAUCCGGCGCAAUCUCGAACGAGAGCAGGAACGCAUUGCUAAAGCUGUGGCUGAGGCCGACGCAGCUCGUCUUCGCUUGGAAGCUUUACAGAAAGAAGCAUUGAGUCUCAAUACGGAAUGCAUCAAGGAAGAAGAUCAGACAGUCAAAGAUGAGCCAAUUACGGAUUCGCACGACAAUAUUGCCGCGCUUAAUAUUAAAACCGAACCAGCCGACAACGAUGAGCCGCAGGAAGCCACUUCUAGCUCCGAACCCAGCGCUCCCGCGUCCUGGGUGAAGAAGGAGCCAGAGUGCGUCCUCGAAGCGCCGGAAGUCCCAGCCAGUGCUCCCUUCGGCGCCCCCACUCCUCAUGACAUGAAAGCUGUGAAUGAAUUGUCCAAUCAGGGCAGUGACUGGACAUCGUCAGAUGGCUCGGAUUCUGAUUCCGAGGCACAUUCCGACUCCGACAGCGCGCCCGAACAAGCCAGUUCACGCCGUACGGGACCAGAGCGCGUCCCACCCCCACCCCGCCAAAGCAAGGUCAAAAGUAUUUGCCGCUAUUUCAGCAGCGGGAAGUGCAGAAAAGGCGACCAGUGCACAUUCCUUCACGAUACCGCCGAAGGUGGUCCCAAAGCAAAGCCAGAAAAGAAGGCCGAGAAAGAGACUCGACGCAAGGGACUUUACCAAGCCGUGAGUGUCCCGAAAACCGUUUUGAAAUCCCACUAA
Messenger RNA from Penicillium salamii, 1875 nucleotides. NCBI's taxonomy places the organism in Eukaryota, Fungi, Ascomycota, Eurotiomycetes, Eurotiales, Aspergillaceae. The record is from the annotation of a GenBank genome assembly.